Molecule: messenger RNA, 1201 nt
Organism: Solanum dulcamara
Lineage: Eukaryota; Viridiplantae; Streptophyta; Magnoliopsida; Solanales; Solanaceae
Exons: 6
Coding region: 1-1062 (353 amino acids)
Source: RefSeq, a predicted model, not a curated record
AUGCAUGUCAAUGUGUUCACAGAUCACAAGAGCUUACAAUAUAUGUUUACUCAGAAAGAGCUGAACCUGAGGUUAUCUAUGGGGAGCACUGCCCAUGUAGAAGAGGGAAAGGAAGAGUUGGCCAAAGAGGUACAUAGGCUUGCUCGUUUGGGAGUUCAACUUAUUGAUUCUGGUGAAGGUGGUACUAUUGUUCGGAAUGGGGCUGAAUCAUCUCUAGUUGCAAAGUGUUUGAGAGAUCAUUCACUUGUUGUCCUGACUGAGAAAAUUAGGGUGAAAGAGAGUUUGACUUAUGUGGAGAUUCCAGUUCAUAUUCUUGAUCGCCAGGUUUGCCAAUUGAGAACCAAGGAGGUAGCAUCCGUCAAAGUUCUAUUGCAGAAUCAGCUUGUUGAAGAGGCUACAUGGGAAGGUGAAGAGGUUAUGAAAUCUAGAUACCCACAUCCAUUUGUGCCUCCUAAUGAUGAUGCUGAUGGAUGCUCAUGGAAGUUCUUCGUCGUCAAUAACUCCAGCCCAUUCACAAGCUAUAGAGCCCUCAACAUUGUUACAAGCCCCCAACCUGAUCUGGCAGAUACCUCAUUAUCUAAUGAAGUCCCACAACAAGCAAAACCUCCAACUAAGUCUUCUAAUCCAUGUUUGGCAUUUGUGCGCCAGGCUGGACGUGUAUCUACACAAUAUUGGAAAGUAGAAGCAAUAGACUCAAACAACGCUACCAAGCAUAUUAACAUCAAGGCCAGUGAGGUCAACAACCUGCCAAGCGAGGAACGCAUCAUUGUUUGCUUUGAUAAUUGUGGUGCAGCAUAUGGGGAAGCACAAGGGUUGCUUGCCAGCUAUUGUGGAUUAUUGGCCAUUGAUGGAAAUUUAUUUCCAUUUAAUUUUGACAGGUUGUCAGGACUGUCGGGCCUUCCUAAAAAAUACAUGGAAGAUUGCUUUGAAACACUGCUAAAGGUUUUACACACAUAUUUUUAUUGCUAUCAGAUACGCAAGCAAAAAAUUCCUCACACUAGUGGUUCAAAAGCUAACUUGAGAAGACGACAUGAGCUGGUAUUCAUAGUUUUUUUUUUCUGAUUCAAGUAUUUUGUUAUAAUAUGCUUAAUAUAACUCUUUUUUAGUUGUUGAAAACUGGACAAAAUCCUAGUCGAGGAAAAAAGUUUAUCGAAACUCACAAGAGAAAGAAUGAAUCGUAUGUAAAUGACGAGGUAAGGGC